ACGUCUCCGCCGUCGUGCGUGCAGCUCCGCGAAGGGGUCGGGCCUGCGCUUUCUCCGCCUUCCUCCCCGCCUCCCGCUGCCGGCGAGACCCGUCUCCCGCUGUCCGGGACCCCGUGUCAUCGUCCGCCCCAAGCACGAUGCCCCCCAAAAAGGGAGGUGAUGGAAUUAAGCCACCUCCAAUCAUUGGAAGAUUUGGAACCUCACUGAAAAUUGGUAUUGUUGGAUUGCCAAAUGUUGGGUGCUUUUGAAGAUGAUGAUAUCACGCAUGUUGAAGGAAGUGUAGAUCCCAUUCGAGAUAUAGAAAUAAUACAUGAAGAACUUCAGCUUAAAGACGAGGAAAUGAUUGGGCCCAUUAUAGAUAAACUAGAAAAGGUGGCUGUGAGAGGAGGCGAUAAAAAACUAAAACCUGAAUAUGACAUAAUGUGCAAGGUCAAAUCCUGGGUUAUAGAUCAAAAGAAACCUGUCCGCUUCUAUCAUGAUUGGAAUGACAAAGAGAUUGAAGUGUUGAAUAAAUACUUAUUUUUGACUUCAAAACCAAUGGUCUACUUGGUCAAUCUUUCUGAAAAAGACUACAUUAGGAAGAAAAACAAAUGGUUGAUAAAAAUUAAAGAGUGGGUGGACAAGUAUGACCCAGGUGCCUUGGUCAUUCCUUUUAGUGGGGCUUUGGAACUCAAGUUGCAAGAAUUGAGUGCUGAGGAGAGACAGAAGUAUCUGGAAGCGAACAUGACACAAAGUGCUUUGCCAAAGAUCAUUAAGGCUGGGUUUGCAGCACUCCAACUAGAAUACUUUUUCACUGCAGGCCCAGAUGAAGUGCGUGCAUGGACCAUCAGGAAAGGGACGAAGGCUCCUCAAGCUGCAGGAAAGAUUCACACGGAUUUCGAGAAAGGGUUCAUUAUGGCUGAAGUAAUGAAAUACGAAGAUUUUAAAGAGGAAGGCUCUGAAAAUGCAGUCAAGGCUGCUGGAAAGUACAGACAACAAGGCAGAAAUUAUAUUGUUGAAGAUGGAGAUAUUAUCUUCUUCAAAUUUAAUACUCCUCAGCAACCAAAAAAGAAAUAAUAUUUAAUUAUGCUCAGAUAAACUGACAACUUCCAAAGUCACAUGAUUUUGUUUUUUUUUUUAAUUAAAAUAUCUGAAAACUGAAGGGACAAAUAAAGUUGGGGAAAUGGGAAUCUUCUACAAACAAAUUAUUUUUAUUUGUUUUAAAAUUAUAAAAUAUUGUGUACCUCCAAUGAAAUGUGAACAGCUUUGCUUUUCACGUGACUAAGACCCUACUCCAAAUUGUAGAAGCUUUUCAGGAACCAUAUUACUCUCAUGAUACUUCAUUAAUCUCCAUCAUGUAUGCCAAGCCUGACAAAUUUGACAGUGAGGACAAUGUGGCUUGCUCCUUUUUGAAUCUACAGAUAAUGCAUGUUUUACAGUACUCCAGAUGUCUACACUCAAUAAAACAUUUGACAAAACCAGCCUUGGUGUG
Castor canadensis (American beaver) is the source of this 1471-nucleotide messenger RNA. The record is from RefSeq and is a predicted model, not a curated record. Lineage: Eukaryota; Metazoa; Chordata; Mammalia; Rodentia; Castoridae.